Volvox carteri f. nagariensis is the source of this 2229-nucleotide messenger RNA. RefSeq lists its product as uncharacterized. Gene Ontology annotation, biological process: protein phosphorylation; intracellular signal transduction. Bases 282 to 1541 code for a protein of 419 amino acids. Gene Ontology annotation, cellular component: cytoplasm. Gene Ontology annotation, molecular function: protein serine/threonine kinase activity; ATP binding. The transcript has 2 exons. The record is from RefSeq and is a predicted model, not a curated record. NCBI's taxonomy places the organism in Eukaryota, Viridiplantae, Chlorophyta, Chlorophyceae, Chlamydomonadales, Volvocaceae.
UAAAACAUCUCUGAACCUGGCUGAUUGGAGCUGUUGGGGCCAGCGUCGUUUGCCCUUGAGCCGCCCUUGUGCCCGCACUCCCUUUGGUGGGAGGCGGCGUAGUUACUAGGAGCUUUAUUGAGAAGUUAAACUCUCAAGUAUGAAGCUUCUUCAGAAUCAGCGAUGAGAGUUGCAGCUUCAGCCGCGGUAGCGGGAGCUCGGAGGCUUUCCACCGUAACUAGUUUCGCAACUGGUAGCCGCGUAUCAGUGGCUUAGGUGCAGCGGCGCAGAGGACAGCCAGCAUGGCGGACGCGGGCACAUCCACUGGGCAACACAACGCUGGCGACGGUGACGAUGAGAUAGCGGAAGUGGACCCCGAAGGGAGCUACUGCCGCUACAAGGAGCCUGUGGGCAAAGGGCGGUUUAAGACCGUCUUUAAGGCUUUCAACAGCCAAAUUGGGAUAGAUGUGGCCUGGAGCAAGGUCCGCGCGGAUUCGAAUCACUUGAGCGAGGAGCAGCUUCACAGUGUAGCCAAGGACAUGAUGACCGGGUUGGAGCUGGACCAUCCCAACAUCAUAAAAUGCUUCCGGUGCUGGGAAGACCAGGAGCAUGGCUGCAUUAACCUGAUUACGGAGCUUUUCACCUCCGGCAACCUGCGCCAGUAUCGCAACAUGCACAAACAUCUCGACCUGAAGGCCGUUAAGCGCAUGGCCAAGCAGAUCCUGAAAGGCCUUCAGUAUCUGCACAGCAUGAGCCCCUCUGUCACACAUGGGGAUUUGCGGUGCGACAAGAUAUACGUGAACGGCCACAGCGGGGAAAUUAAGAUCGGCGACCUCGGCUUGGCGACCUUGCUGCCUUACCGCUGGGAGGAGCAUGAAGGGCACAAAGGCGCUUUUGAUACCUCGGUGGACGUGUUUGCGUUCGGGCUGUGCAUGCUUGAGCUUAUCACCCUUAAGCAGCUGGACCCGCAGCAUUGUUCCGACUGGCCGCAGCUGCUGCAGGAAGUUCCGGACGAGGAAGCCCGCGCCUUUAUUGGCAAAUGCCUUGGUCCCUUAGAUCAACGGCCAACGGCAGAGCAGCUUCUUGCGGACCCUUUUUUCGCCGUGCGAAGAGACGCCAAGUUGAGCGGCCUGGAGCCGGAUGGCAAUGGCUCGGCGCGGAGCCUUGCACCUCUUGAGCAGGAAUCCGGUCAGGGUCCGAAGAUGCGGCGAACAGACGAUGCGCUGGGCGGGCCUGGCGUGGAGCCUGAGGUCGGAGCGGGCGAGGCUAGCAUUGCUGUCGGACGGCUCAAAGGCGAGGACUAUGAGUUCGUUUUCAGCGCCAAAACUGUUGACGGAAAAUUGCAUUUCCAGCUUACCAUGCUGGGUGUGACGAAGCCGGGCGAGGAAAACCAGCUGAAGCGCGACAUCGAGUUCGUGUUCGACCCCGAGACGGACACAGCCGAUAGUUUAGCUGGCGAGCUCUCCCAGCAGUUCAACCUGAGCCCCACGGACACGGAGAUUUGCGCAGCCGCGCUGAAGGAAUACCUGGCAAAGGAGCUGGGUAAUGAUGCCAACGACUAAUGUCACAGCAGCAUGUGUUUUCGUGUGUCGAGUGUUGGGUUGCUAGAUGCAGCCGGCUUUAGUGCUGGAGCGCGUGUAUGAGUGUCAGGGGGGGGUGAACAGGUGACUUACUCGGGCCGUGGGGCUGGGUUCCUCGUCAGGGCUGCCCUGCCGUUAGCAGCGCUGCUGCAGUCCGUCGCGCUGUUGUGGUGUGGCGGCGGCGGCCCUGGGGUGUGGGAAGGCAUAGUAGGCGCUAAAUGCGCCGCGCAGGAUGUAUCCCAUUCGCUGAGUGUAGGCCUGUGCAGAAGGGUUGCCACUUUUAUGCCAGCCGUGUGGCAUCAGGCCAAUUGAACCUCAACGCCAAGCGACAAUAUGUCGGCGGCUGCCUUCACUGGCUGGCCCUGCAUGACAUUGGGGGAGGUGAAUUGAGAGGGGGAAUGCACCGGGAAACGACCGAUUGCGCUGACAGAAGCCACAAUUAACGAGUGUUGCGUUUGCAUCAGCGCGUUUUUUUGGGACCCUAUGCUCACGCCAUGGCGCGUCUGGCGGCGUGGCAAGAGAUGUAUCGGGUGUUUGGGUCCUUAUCUUGGUUUCGAAUUUGGACCUUGACCGGUUUGAGCGUUUGUACGGACAAAUUGACUUUCGUUAUUCCGGGGUCAUGCAAUGCAAACCGUAGUGCGUCAUCAUCGCAUGACAAUUCGUACGGUUC